Messenger RNA from Cottoperca gobio, 1746 nucleotides. It is a transcript of the gene hoxb8a, whose product is annotated as homeobox B8a. The record is from RefSeq and is a predicted model, not a curated record. The transcript has 2 exons. The coding region runs from base 475 to 1299 and encodes 274 amino acids. Lineage: Eukaryota; Metazoa; Chordata; Actinopteri; Perciformes; Bovichtidae. Gene Ontology annotation, cellular component: nucleus. Gene Ontology annotation, biological process: regulation of transcription by RNA polymerase II. Gene Ontology annotation, molecular function: RNA polymerase II transcription regulatory region sequence-specific DNA binding; DNA-binding transcription factor activity, RNA polymerase II-specific.
AUACCCGUUUGAGAGCGCGACAGGGCUCCCGCUUACAGCGCUAACACCGGAAUUGUGAUGCGCACGAGCCCUUCCUCAUCUACUUCUCCCUCUUCUUCUCCUUCUUCUUCUUUUUCUUCUUCUUCGCUGGAGAUUUUAUGGAAUCGGUGUGAUUGUUGUUAUUGUUGUUGCGGUGGUUGUGGCUGUUACUGCUCUGGCUGGCUGCCGUUACCGUUACUCACACCGCUCGUCUGUUGUGGCUGUGAAGGGAACACCACAACAACGGUCACCGACACCGGCGGCAGACCUGCCUCACUCUCUCUCUCCCUCCCCUCCGUGUCUCUGUGUGUGUCGGUGUUUCUCUGCCUCAAACCGCACGACAGAAGCAGAAAAAAAGAAAAAACAACUGAAAGCCGCGGCUCGCUUCCUUCAGUCCCACUCUGACUCUUCCGAGCCGAUCACAAACUGAAACAACAGUAAACAUCAACACAAAAGAUGAGUUCAUAUUUCGUCAACUCGCUCUUCUCCAAAUAUAAAAGCGGGGACUCGUUACGUCCGAACUACUACGAGUGCGGUUUCGCGCAGGACCUGGCCGGCAGCCGGCCCACCGUGGUAUACGGCCCGGGCUCCGGCGCCACCUUCCAGCACGCUCCGCAGAUCCAGGACUUCUACCACCACAGCGCUUCCACGCUGCCCAGCAAUCCGUACCAGCAGAGCCCCUGCGCGGUCACAUGCCACGGCGAGCCGGGCAACUUCUACGGAUACGACGCGCUGCAGCGGCAGACGCUUUUCGGGGCCCAGGACGCGGAUCUGGUCCAGUACAGCGACUGUAAACUGGGAAGCGCACCGGGGCUCGCCGGCGAGGACGCUGAAGGAACCGAGCAGAGUCCCUCACCGACGCAGCUGUUCCCCUGGAUGAGGCCGCAAGCUGCAGGCAGGAGACGGGGACGGCAGACGUACAGCCGUUACCAGACUCUGGAGCUGGAGAAGGAGUUCCUGUUCAACCCAUACCUGACACGGAAACGCCGCAUCGAGGUGUCACACGCGCUGGCGCUGACGGAGCGGCAGGUGAAGAUCUGGUUCCAGAACCGGAGGAUGAAGUGGAAGAAGGAGAACAACAAAGACAAGUUCCCCAGCAGCAAGACCGAACAGGAGGCAGUGGAGAGAGAGAGGAGGGAGAAGGAGCUGCGGGACGGGAGCGGAAGUGGAGAAGGUGGAGGUGGUGAAGAAGGAGGAGGCUCGGUGGUGGUGGCGGGCACGGCGGGGUCACAGGUCUCCGUGAAUGAGGAUUGCUGCGAGAAAACACACAAGCAAAUGUAGGAAGGAAAGCGGUGAAAAUACGGGUCUGGUGGACAGUAUGGGGUGAGGAGGGGUGAGGGGCUUUUUUGUCUUAAUUGAGGCCGUUGGACUGCUCCGCUGUCUCCACAAUUCAAUUGAUGGAAAGGAACUUGAGUCUCCAAAAUGGCGACUGAGCCGGACAGAGGCCUCGCGCUCUGUCUACUGACUGUAGAAACCGCGGGAAGAAAAAAAGAAGCAAGAAAGUGAACUUUAAAAAAAAAUACAAUUGGUGAGGUCGGGGUGGAUCCAUCCAAGUCAAACAAACAUAGUCUACUCUAGUGUUUAAAACAAACAAAAAAAAUGAUAGCUUCCUUUCUUUGUGGAACAAUUAUCGUGGAAACAUUUCUAUAUUGUUAGAAGUUUAUCAUUAACACUUUUAUCUUUGGCAGCUGUAUAGUUUUUAAGUUAAAAAAUGAUGAUGGUGCACUU